CUCAACGCAGUUGUUUGGGUGGUAGCGUUAAGUAGUUGACAAGAAAGCGGAACUAGCUAACUAGCAAGCUAGCCAGCACAUUAGCUAGUUUAAUAAGUUGUUCUCUCGGAUCUCGCCCUAUUUGCGAUACCUGAGCACCACUGAAACUUUUCAGACAAUGCCUCAGAAUAUUGAGCUCGGUGCAGCGGGAGGAGCCCCCAAAAAGGACAGCAGCAAUAUGGACGACAUGACUGUGGAACAGAUGGCAAUCAGGGCCAACCAAGUGACUGACGAGUCACUUGAAAGCACACGGAGGAUGCUACAGAUGGCAGAAGAGAGCAAACAAACUGGUGUUAAUACUAUGGUGAUGUUGGACCAGCAAGGAGAACAGCUGAGGCAUGUGGAGCAGGGCAUGGACCAGAUCAACCAGGACAUGAGACAGGCUGAGAAAAACCUCACUGACCUCUCCAAGUGCUGUGGGCUCUGUGUCUGCCCCUGUAAUAGAGUGUCAUCAAUUGAGAAUGACUCACGGUAUAAGCGUACCUGGGGUACUGGAGGACCCGAAGGAGAAAUCAAUGCAGAUGGCUCAAAUGUAGUCUCAACGCAGCCGUCAGGGGUCCGCAAUGGCCAGGCUGCCCAGGUUAAUGCUUCGGGACCUUCGGGCCCAUACAUCCAGAGGAUAACCAACGAUGCGCGUGAAGACGAGAUGGAGGAGAAUCUGGAUGCAGUCGGCGGCAUCAUUGGCAACCUGAAAAACCUUGCUGUGGACAUGGGAAAUGAGAUAGACAAGCAAAAUAAACAGAUUGAUCGCAUCACAGAUAAGGCGGAAAUGAACAAGUUGCGCAUCGAUGAAGCAAACCAGAGAGCCAACAAGCUCAUCAAAUAGACGAGGAAUCCUUCUUCUGCCGGUUUUAUCAACCUUGAGCCUCUUUCGCUAUACACACACACACACACACACACACACACUGUAUAUUUUUGUGCCUCUGCAAACACACACUUUGCAAGGAAAAAGAAAUUCUCUCAAGAAGUUUUGCCUGCCUUUUUAAGAUGUAAGUAAAAUAAAGACAUUUAAAAAUUGUCAAUCACCAUUCACGUCUUUUUGCAAAUAUGCAUAGUCAUGCUGGACUGAGAAGCAGUGUGGUUUAGUGAUACUUCAGUAAGUGGUUGAUACCAAACUACAUAAAUGUAACAUUCACAGGGAGGGAAGUGGCACAUGUGCUGCUUUCCAAGUCUUUUUUUUUUUUCUUUUCUCUAAAUCAGUUAUGAGCUGUUUUGUCUAAGUAUGACCACUGUUAACUCGUGCGUAUUCAUAAGCUGUUGUCUCCAUACAGCCUCAUGUUUAAAAGGAAACAUCAACUUUAGUCCAAAAUGCAUCUUACUCAAAUCCUCAUUGGUUCAUUGUGUAAUUAAGUUUAUUGUAUCGUGUAAUACUUUUGCUUAUUUAAUUAUUCAUCAAGCAGAAAUGACUUGUUAAUCAAGUUCUCUUUAAUAUGGUGUUCCCAUGUCAUUUAUGCCUGUUUUAGAUGAAACAGCUAUAUAUAUUUUUUAAACAAAAUCUUGUUGCUUUGGAGUGAGUGGUGGUAGAUCUUCCUGCAAUUGACAGCACCUAUCCCUGAAUGAAAGAAUUUUGAUAUUACUUGUUAAAAUUUGUGACUGAUGGGAAGUCAUCGUUGUUGUAAUUAUUUGCUACAAAGCAAUGAGCUGGGGUUAGAAACUUUAUUGCAAUUUCUCAUCCUUCAAAUGAGAAGGAAGGUCAGUAAAGCUCAUGGGAAAUGUUUAUCAUUACCUCCUCUAAGGCAUUUAGUUUACUUAACACUGAACAUGGGAAAUGUAACAGUGGUUGAACAGCAGUACUGCUGUCCAUAAUUACUGUUUCUUCACUUUGACCACAGUGUUGUUGUAAAUACUGUUUAAUUGCCUUUAGUCAUUGUUAGUCUAAUUUCAUUACUUUUUGUUACCACUUGGUUAAUGGAAAUUAAUGGCUUACAAAAGGAGAUUUAACAACCUACGCAGGGCUUCUACACAUCUGUUGUGCAGAAAAUUCCUCAAGUUCGAUAAUUGUGAACAUAGUUUAAACCAAUGUAGUCUCUCAUUAUGUACUGAGUUCAGGUCAGUUGAUAAUGAUAAACUAGAGAAAUGAGUCCAGAAAGCAUUUUGAUUUUUAGAAGUGGGGCAAUCUGUAGGAACCCAGUCAAUCUUAUAUAUGAUGUAUGGUUGUGUUGUAACAGCCACUGCAUCAUAAAAGGCUCCUCUUGCAUCUGUAAACAGUCUUACAGCUAGGGUAAAGUAAUAUCUGGCGAUGGAAAGCAUAAUUUGAAUUUGUUUUGUCGAAGCCGUAGCCGGGCUGAGAAAUCGUCGCUGGCAGCAAAAUGCAAAAAGUAUACAUGCAAAUUAAAGUUGUUAAAGGGGGUAAAUGUAGAAGCACAAGAAGUCCUGGUGGUUUGUGUUAAGGCUUGCUGAGGAAAAUUGGGUGAUGAUAAAGGAAAACAGUCUGCUGAAAAUAUGCCAUAUGCAUCUCCUCACUUAUUUGUUUUGAAGAAAAAUUAUGAUUUGUAUGCUGUGCUGCAGGCACAUACCUACUCGGUUUGUAAAGAUUGAAAUGAACUGUUUUCAGGGCUUUGUAUUGCUGUAAGUGAUCAUCCUCAGCCUGUUACGUGUGAGCUCGGAUCUAAUUAGUCUAUUCUAAAGCUGUCUUGAAGCUGUUUAUUCAUUGUUUCACCCACAGCCACUGGAAUGUAAAUACAUAAUUUUUGUGUAUUUUAAAUAUGUUCAUAUGGAGCUCAUCUUAUCUGAAAUUGGCUCCAUUAACGUAUGACUGCUCAAAGUGAAAAUGCCUUCUGUUUCACGCUUGCUACUGUUAAAUUGUUUGUACUCAAUAAAUCUAUAAUGAAAUUGAA
This is a messenger RNA of Archocentrus centrarchus (flier cichlid), 2876 nucleotides long. It is a transcript of the gene snap23.1, whose product is annotated as synaptosome associated protein 23.1. Gene Ontology annotation, cellular component: SNARE complex; plasma membrane. Gene Ontology annotation, biological process: synaptic vesicle fusion to presynaptic active zone membrane; synaptic vesicle priming; exocytosis. NCBI's taxonomy places the organism in Eukaryota, Metazoa, Chordata, Actinopteri, Cichliformes, Cichlidae. Bases 158 to 865 code for a protein of 235 amino acids. The transcript is spliced from 8 exons. Gene Ontology annotation, molecular function: syntaxin binding; SNAP receptor activity. The record is from RefSeq and is a predicted model, not a curated record.